UAAAAACUCCUUUUUUAUUGUUUUUGUUUCUUGCUUUUUUCCUCCCUCAAUUGAUUCUUUCCAUCUCCUACAGCAAAAAAAAAUGACCACAGCUCAGUUGCCACCCACCUUCUUGAAUGAUGACAAUGUUGAGUCAUUUUUGAACAACCCUACUGUUAAGCAAAAAGAGCAGCCUUCCCUGGCAAUGGGAGAAGAUAUACACUACUUGAAUAAAUUAGCAACGUUCUCUGAUGAUGAUGACAGUGCUUGCUCUUUUGAUGCAGACGAAGAUGAUAAGCUAUUGACGCCUCCAAUGACAGUAACACCUGGAUCAGAAAUUCAAAAGCCUUGUAUUACAAUAGACAACACAGUGCAAAAACAGGAACGCUUGGAAGAAAAAAACAACAAAUCAGAAAGCAUCGAUUGGGGUAAUCAUUGUUAUAUAACUUACACUAAAAUGAUGGUCUUUACAAUUAGGGUCCUUAAUAAACAUGCUGUGCUUUCAUUUGACUCCAUUAGAGUUCUGGUCAAAAGUAAUAUCGGAUUAUGAGCGAUUCACCCAAUCAGAAUUGAAGCUAUUGUCGUUCCAAGUUCAACACGGAAUCCCCGCAGCUUUAAGAGGAACUAUAUGGCCACUGCUGACUAGGAAAUCCGAUCUAGAGCUACAGGAUUUAUAUAUCGAUUUACUGAAACAAGACUCAGUUUAUGAAAAAGCCAUUACACGUGAUCUACAUCGUACAUUUCCACAUCAUUCAUUUUUCCAAACAUCUGAAGGCCAGGAGGCUUUAUUUAAUGUAGUCAAGGCAUAUUCCAUCUAUGAUUCAGAAGUAGGAUAUUGCCAAGGUUUAUCCUUUGUUGCGGGGCCUCUACUACUACAUAUGCCAGAGGAAGAAGCAUUUUUUGUUCUUGUUCAACUCAUGCAUAAAUACAAACUAAGAGGCCAUUAUACGCCUCAACUGGAUUUGUUACGGCAACGAUUAUUUCAAUUUGAUGGGCUACUCCAGGACCAUUUACCCCAUAUACACAGACACUUUGACGAGCAAGGCGUACGAUCGAAUAUGUAUGCAUCGCAAUGGUUUCUGACUUUAUUUGCGUAUAAAUUCCCGCUUGAUGUUGUAUUUCGUAUAUAUGACAUUUUUUUCAUUGAAGGAGUAAAUUGCCUUUUCCGUAUUGGUCUGGCAUUAUUAUCAAAAAACCAGUCAAUUAUAUUAUCACUCGACUUUGAUAACUUAGUGACUUAUCUAAAGGAUGAUAUGCUCUCCAUUUACAACGAAAAUAUCACAGGCUUACUCAGUGAAUCAUUCAAUAUUAAAAUCGCAGAACGACGAUUAAAUAGAUUAGCAAAAGAAUACCAGGUACAAACAGCCAAAGCCGAUACAGAGGCAUUACAAUUGGCGUCGUUACGAAAAAAAAACCGUGUCUUAUCAGAAAGUUUCCAACGCGUGAAAGCAGAAAAUGAACAUUUGAAGAAAGAACAUGCGUUAGUUGCAGAAGAAUUACUUCAGAAAAAGCUCGAGCUUGUGAGCGUCCGUGAUGAAAAUGAAGCAUUGAAACAGCAGGUUAAAGAGCUGCAAAAAAUGCUUGAAGUGAUACCCAGCCAGAUUGAAAGCCAAAUGCAAGCCGAUAUGGACACUUUAUGUGUAAAGAAUCGAACACUGAAUGAACAAAAUGCACAGCUUCAAGACCAGUUAGCAGAUAUUGAAAAGCUAGCCAUCGAAAUGAAGAUAAAAUAUGCACACAGCGAGAUUGAAAGAGAAGCCUUAAAGCAAAAGUUGAACGAUUUGAAAAGAUGGAUGAAGAAUGUGUAAUCUUGCUGUAUGAAAAUUGCCUUACUGUAACAUUAGUUCCUCUCCUUCACUGUAAUAAAAACUUGCCUUUGUUCUUUGCCCCCAAAAAAAUUCAGCGCAUAUCAAAGGAAAACUUUAAUGUUUACCAUUAGAGGAAAAAAAGAGCAAGGCUCUAGCUUUUUGUGAAAGG
Messenger RNA from Mycotypha africana, 1956 nucleotides. RefSeq names its product rab-GTPase-TBC domain-containing protein. Lineage: Eukaryota; Fungi; Mucoromycota; Mucoromycetes; Mucorales; Mycotyphaceae. The record is from RefSeq and is a predicted model, not a curated record. The transcript has 3 exons. The coding region runs from base 471 to 1787 and encodes 438 amino acids.